Messenger RNA from Macroventuria anomochaeta, 580 nucleotides. RefSeq lists its product as uncharacterized. The record is from RefSeq and is a predicted model, not a curated record. NCBI's taxonomy places the organism in Eukaryota, Fungi, Ascomycota, Dothideomycetes, Pleosporales, Didymellaceae. The coding region runs from base 182 to 541 and encodes 119 amino acids. The transcript is spliced from 2 exons.
GGUGUAUCGCUCUCUAUGAAGUCUUUUGCCUGCUCACCGGCUACCUCUCUACACUGGAUCUCUUCAAACUAGCUUCAACAUCCAGGACAUGAUGGCUUGCUGUCAGCGGCAAACAAGCAAUCCUGGAUAAACUCAAAGCCCGGACCGUCUGCGACGGACACAGGAUCAGGAAGCUGCUGAUAUGUCUUUUUUGCUUGAUCCGUUGCUUACAAGCCAACCCUGGUCGAAUCUCCACCAUAUAUCGUGUAGUCGAUACAACGAUUUCGUCCUCACGCAGCACUGCAGCCGGUGCGGAAUCCAGUGUUGUGAGAAUUGCCGGGCUCACAUCGUUUACCAGACAAUUUGGAAUCGUCAAGCCGAUCCUGUUACAGAACGCAGGCGAAUUUCAAAUAGUGUCUCUCAGACUAGGCCAUGGCCAGUCCCUAAGCUAUGCAGACUUCUCCACGGAAAUCAAGUUAACCAGCUUGCGAUAUUACAGCAGCAUCACCGGCCGGAGAACUCUGCUCAAGUGGAAGAUCUACAAAGACUGUCGAGGUCUUAACCUGUGGCACAUGGACAUCACCUCUGGACCCUUCAAGAA